GCCUCGCGCGAAGGCUGAAGGGAGUGUGGCCGGCCGCAGUGAGAACCCGAAGAGCCGGCAUGCCUCGGUAUGCGCAGCUAGUAAUGGGCCCCGCGGGCAGCGGGAAGGUGAGGCUCGAGGAGCUGCGCUUCGUGGGCGCUGGGGCUCCGGGGAACCCUGGAGCACCUACUGUUCCAGCAUGGUUCAGCACUGCGAAGCCCUCAACCGCUCUGUCCAGGUGGUCAACCUGGAUCCAGCAGCAGAGCACUUCAACUACCCCGUGAUGGCGGACAUCCGGGAACUGAUCGAGGUGGACGAUGUGAUGGAGGACGAUUCUCUGCGGUUUGGUCCCAAUGGAGGAUUGGUGUUCUGCAUGGAGUACUUUGCCAACAACUUUGACUGGCUGGAGAACUGUCUGGGACACGUUGAGGACGAUUAUAUCCUUUUUGACUGUCCAGGUCAGAUUGAGCUAUACACACACCUGCCUGUGAUGAAGCAGCUGGUCCAGCAGCUCGAACAAUGGGAGUUCCGAGUGUGUGGAGUGUUCCUUGUUGAUUCUCAGUUCAUGGUGGAGUCUUUCAAGUUUAUUUCUGGCAUCCUGGCGGCUCUAAGCGCCAUGAUUUCUCUAGAAAUCCCACAAGUUAACAUCAUGACAAAAAUGGACCUGCUGAGUAAGAAAGCCAAGAAGGAAAUUGAGAAGUUUCUAGAUCCAGACAUGUACUCUCUGCUAGAAGAUUCAACAGGUGACUUAAGAAGCCAAAAAUUCAAGAAAUUGACGAAAGCUGUGUGUGGCCUGAUUGAUGACUACAGCAUGGUUCGUUUUCUGCCCUACGAUCAAUCAGACGAGGAGAGCAUGAACAUCGUGCUCCAGCACAUCGACUUCGCCAUUCAGUAUGGGGAGGACUUGGAGUUUAAGGAGCCAAAGGAGCAGGAAGAAGAGUCUUCGUCCAUGUUUGAUGAGUAUUUUCAAGAACGGCAGAAUGAGUGAGGUUGACUACACAGUGACCAUUUGAUUGUGGCCGCUAGAAAUGCUCUUUUGGAGGAGGUGGCCAUGGAAAGCAGCUGCUUGUAAACAACACUGGGCUCUUCCCACAGUGAGCCUGGACUGUGCUUCUCUGAGCUCUGAAACCGCUACUCUUUCAAGGGGAGACUUUAUUCUGACUCAUUUUGGAUUUUAAAAAAAUCAAAGUAGCAAAUCAUGCACAGAUUUGUAUAUAAUAUAAAUCAACCUAUCCCCACAUGUAUCUGUGUGUGUAUGGGUAUGUGUAUGUAUGUGUGCACACUUGAGUCUAACUUUAUUUUUACAGUUGGAUUUUUGGUUUUUUUUGAGGGAUUUUCUUUUGAUUGAUUUGUUUUUGAAGAGGUACAAUUAUUGUAACAGAACAUCUCCAUCCAAAUGAAAAAAAUUGGAAGGGUACACAUAAAUCUUAUUUUCCCAAAUCAAAUAUGUAUUAUUUAUAUAAUUAAAAACUAAAACUGUG
Messenger RNA from Phodopus roborovskii (desert hamster), 1460 nucleotides. RefSeq names its product GPN-loop GTPase 3 (gene Gpn3). NCBI's taxonomy places the organism in Eukaryota, Metazoa, Chordata, Mammalia, Rodentia, Cricetidae. The transcript is spliced from 7 exons. Gene Ontology annotation, molecular function: GTPase activity. Bases 179 to 967 code for a protein of 262 amino acids. The record is from RefSeq and is a predicted model, not a curated record.